UCUACACAUUCACUUUACAAGAAAAUGAACAAGAUGAAAGCUCUGGUGUUCUUGAUGUGUUUUGUGGGCUGCACAGUAGCCGCCCCAGUGCCUGAAAGUGGGAGCCAAGAGCAGCAGAUAGCGGCCCACGCUCACACAGCCCUACAGCUGAUGGAACUCUACCGACUGUAUGGCCACCUGCAGCAUCAGGGCGUUGCAGCUCCUGCUCCACUCCAGGUACAGGCUCAGCCUGCUCAAGCACCACAGCCGGGAUUCUUGGUCAACUACCCUGCAUUGCCCCCUAGAGAAGAUGACUCUGAUGAGGAAGCACAGCCCCAACAUGUUGGUGCAUUCUACCCACCGUAUGGCUACCCAGCUGUACCUGCAGCCCCCGCAGCCCCACUAACCCCACUGAAUUCAGACGAGGCUGAGGGUGCGGAAGAAGCUGAAGGUGCCGAGGCAGCAGAAGCCGAAGGUGCCGAGGCAGCAGAGGCUGAAGCUGAACCAGUGUCCGAGGCCCCAGUCACUGACCUAGCCCCUACUGCUACUGCUGUUGACCCUGUGGUAGUUGACCCCCCAGUGGAGGUUGAGGUUGGCAUAGAGGUUCCUGUAGCUGCAAACGCCCCUACAACAGACGUCCUUAAUGCUGCCGCUGCCGCAGCUGCUGCUGUUGAUCCUACUCUGGUCCCCCAGGAGGCACCACUGGCUGUGGAGAUUGACACCACAGUUGUGGGGCUGGACACUCAUUUUCAUUAGGAGGCAAGGCCUCAGCUUCACUCCCUGUGUAUCCAACCGCUCACUGCAGCAUAAUGGCACAGGGGUGGGGUUAGUUUAUGGAACGACGCCAUGUGAUUGGCUAGAACAAGAGUAUGCUGGUAUAGGGAGAUUAAAAAAAAAACUAUUUUUUUUGACUGGAGGCUUUGUGUGAACCUUAAUGUGAGAACUGAAGCUUUGUGACUGUGUGGUAGUUUAACGUGUGAUAAUUCAGUCCUUUCUCUGUAUUUUUGGCCAUUUUCUUUGAAUAAAAAUGUCCAUCUUCGUCUUGCAA
This is a messenger RNA of Pygocentrus nattereri (red-bellied piranha), 1027 nucleotides long. RefSeq names its product enamelin (gene enam). NCBI's taxonomy places the organism in Eukaryota, Metazoa, Chordata, Actinopteri, Characiformes, Serrasalmidae. The record is from RefSeq and is a predicted model, not a curated record. The transcript is spliced from 8 exons. Bases 25 to 735 code for a protein of 236 amino acids.